CCGUGGAUGGUGGUUUGAAAAGCGCGCUUGUUUGAAAUGGAAAAGGGUCGUGGUCGCUUUUGGUGAAGAAGAACAUCAAGACGAAGCAGCUGCUUUAUAAGUUUGAUGCACUGUUGAGCUCUUACAUCUCGAGGGGGUUUGUGCUGAUUGUACGGAGAUUGUGACAGUCUAUUAAAUGGCGUAUCUUGAGAAGGCAAGAUGUAACGUUAUGUCAGAAUAAGUGCAGUAUUAACAUAAGGAGACAUAUACUUAGAAUACGGAGGAGGAAUGGAGGGGAAAAGAGAGGCAGAGGUCUAAGAGAGGGAGGAAGACAUGAGCUUGAGUCGGUUAAAAAUGUCGGGGGGAAAAGUAAGAUGCUGUGUUAAAGAAGAAUGGUAGAAAGUGUAUGAUCUGCAGGGCCAGUGAGAGGCUGUGGCUGCCCCACCCCCAGUAGCUGUCACCACGGCGGGGGACAUCAAGACCUCCGUCUGCAGGGUGGUCAUCUACCUUCAGAGGGACAUGUCUGGGGACAGCUGCCAGCUCCCCCUGCACCGGCUAUGCCUCCAGACCCAGGCCAUCACCACUGGCUCCCAAGCCAUUAGACCUUACCAUGAAGGUAUACAUGGAACAGUGGGCAAUCAGGGCAGCGCCUCCCAGAUGGCGUGUCCCAAGUCCAAGACGUGCAGCUACAGAGCAGCGUUGGGCCUGGGUAACAAGUAUGUGCGUCUAAACGUAGGGGGGACCCUAUUCUACACCACGCUGCAGGUGCUCACUAGGCAGGACUCCAUGCUGAAGGCCAUGUUCAGUGGCAAGAAGGAGGUUUUCAUUGACAGAGAAGGCUGGAUCCUGAUAGAUCGUUGUGGGAAGCACUUUGCCUCCAUCCUGACGUACCUGCGGGAGGAAGCGGUCACCUUGCCCCCUGGCAGGCAGGGGGUUCUGGAGCUGCUGGCAGAGGCCAAGCAUUACCUGAUCCAGGGUCUGGUGGAGCUGUGCCAGGGAGGCCUGCAGGACCAGAAAGAGCAGUCUCUGUGUGUCAUCCCUGUGAUCACCUCUGCCAAGGAGGAGGUGAGACUGAUCCAGGCCUGCACCAAACCUGUAGUGAAGCUGCUGUACAACCGAAGCAACAACAAGUACUCCUAUACAAGUAACUCAGACGACAACCUGUUGAAGAACAUUGAGCUGUUUGACAAGCUGUCUCUGAGCUACAAUGGCCGCGUUCUCUUCAUCAAGGACGUGAUCGGCGACGAGAUCUGCUGCUGGUCGUUCUACGGACAGGGACGCAAACUGGCAGAGGUCUGCUGCACAUCCAUAGUCUACGCCACAGAGAAAAAACAGACCAAGGUAGAGUUCCCGGAGGCCAGGAUCUACGAGGAGACCCUGAACGCUCUGCUCUACGAGACACUUCCUGUCCCUGACGACACCUUAUUGGAGGCCACACGCCGUCGCCACGCCCAUAGCCACGCUCACUGUGGUUCCCACAGCGAGGAGGAGGAAGGCCCCGCCCACUCGGGGGUGGACCUUAGGGAGCGCGUGCGCCGCUCUCACGUCAAGAGGUACAGCACCUACGACGACCGGCCGCUGGGACACUAAGGAUCCAGUUCAAAUGGCACACUAUUAAGUGUACUACACCAUUCAAAUCCUCAACUCCCCGUCUCCUGGUCAGCCACAUCUCAAGGAGAGCCUCCCCCCAAAAAAAUGGAGUUCGGUGAUUCGUCAACUUCUUAUCAGCACCACCAAUUGCUUCUACUGCAGUCCUUGGUGAGAGUGAGAGUUGGCUCCCAAAUGGUGCCCUGUUCCCCAUCCUAUGCCCAUAUGGCACUGGCCAAAAGUAGUGCAUUAUGUAGGGAAAAGGGUGCAAGAGAGAGGAAACUGGCUCGCCGUUGGCUCUUCACUCAUUCACUACACCCACCGUUGAAGUACUGUUGUUGGUGGCCACAAAUAUGGCCUUGGGGCACAAAAUGGCUGCCAUGCUGCAUCACCCUGGUGCCUGACAGACUUUUUUUGUCGAUAGACAACUGAUGGUUUUUAAAACGUUGAGAUGCUUACGCUCUUUCUCCUUUUUUAAAUUUAUAUAGAACUCUCUUCUUCGCAACACAAUCAAAUCUGUGUGUUCAAUCAAUGUGGGGCGGCAGGGUAGCCUAGUGGUUAGUGCGUUGGGCUUUGAAUCCCCGAGCUGACAAGGUACAAAUCUGCCAUUCUGCCCCUGAACAGGCAGUUAACCCACUGUUCCCAGGCCGUCAUUGAAAAUAAGAAUUUGUUCUUAACUGACUUGCCUAGUUAAAUAAAGGUAAAAUUAAAAAAUUGAAAAUCAAAAUGACGAUCUUCAUGUUAUACCUCGGGUCUAGAAUGGAACCGAUAAGAUAUAAUUUAGUAUUUUAUUCAGCCUAAUAUAGGCUGCAUUCUAUUUCCUGUAUUGUGCACUACUUUUGACCAGGGUCCAAAUGUAGUGCACUACAGAGUAUAGAAGUAUGUGUAAAUACAGGCGACAAUAUUGAUAAGUCACCUAGUCCGAGAGAGAGCGUUACAUCAUCAAAACGUCACGCCAGGGUAAGUCUACAUGAAACACAGCCCUUAUUUUUAAGUGCUUCCUAAAAAUCUACGAGCAAAAAAUAAACGGUGGAAAUACAAUUGGGAACCAUUUCCCUGUUUAACCGCUAGGUUUUAUGGGUAUUGUGGGGAUCUUUAUAGGGAAUAGGGUGCCAUUUUGAGACAGUCCAAUACUGUCAUCACUUCAGCAGCCAAUCACAUAUCAGAUAGGUCUCCAGACCACCAAUAGGAAACCACCGGACUGUUAGACACAGAUUCAUUUAUUAUACAGCGAAAGACAAUUUUUUGGGGGUGUUGUGUGACAAGUUAUAGAUUCAAAAUCAGCUAUCAUAGCCCUAUUGCCUUCUGUGAAUAGACAGGGAAGACGAUGAAUGUUUUCUUUUUUUUUUUUUUUUUUUGUGUGUGUGUUUUUUUUUUAAAGAGUAUAUUUAUAGUUUUUCCGAUUUUCUCAUAUCACAUUUUGACAUAUAAAUCAUGCCAAAGACUUUCAAUGAAAUUAACAUGAGGGACACAUUCAGCGACGUCUAUGAAUCGUUCAUCUCGUCACCCAGAUACUCCGGCCCGAUGCUUUUGUGCAGUAUCCCCUGGGGACGAGGUUAAUGAAUGGCAGAUCGUGCUUAUUGACAAUUUCAAUCAAGUAUUCACUCAAGACAUUUCCUCUUAACACUCUUAAGAGCCUCUUGUGUUUUUAAUGCAGUUCAAUCUUUAUUCCUUUUUAUUUUUCACUUGGUUUUCGAAAAAUAAAAAAGUUUCGAAUAAUAAUAAUAAUAAUAAUACAACAAAUAGCGCCGUCUUUGUGUAACAGUGUUGGGCUCUUAAUUCUCAGAGUAAAUAAAACUCUACGGACACUAUGAAAGUUUAA
This is a messenger RNA of Oncorhynchus masou masou (cherry salmon), 3388 nucleotides long. Its product is annotated as BTB/POZ domain-containing adapter for CUL3-mediated RhoA degradation protein 2-like. The coding region runs from base 499 to 1569 and encodes 356 amino acids. The record is from RefSeq and is a predicted model, not a curated record. Gene Ontology annotation, molecular function: protein binding; ubiquitin-protein transferase activity. The transcript is spliced from 7 exons. Gene Ontology annotation, biological process: negative regulation of Rho protein signal transduction; protein ubiquitination; protein homooligomerization. Lineage: Eukaryota; Metazoa; Chordata; Actinopteri; Salmoniformes; Salmonidae. Gene Ontology annotation, cellular component: Cul3-RING ubiquitin ligase complex.